AAAAAAUGUUUCAAAUUCCACUCAAACACAUCCAAACUGACCUAUCUGAAAACCCUAGAGUACCAAAUCUUACGACAAACCCUCUAAACUCUUCUUACAAGUUAAAAGACUUCUAUAAAGAUAAAACCAUACUUCUAACAGGGACUACAGGAUUUAUUGGAAAAGUACUGCUGGAAGCAGUCCUGAGGAAGUUGAGUGGGUUCAAGAAAUUGUAUAUUUUGGUGAGACCAAAACAAAAGUCCGGAUUCUCCUUAAUGGAAAGAGUGAACAACGAGAUUAUUGGCUCAAAAUGAUUUGCAAGGUGGAAGAAUGAGAAUCCUGACUGGCAAGAGGUGGUUAGCAGGAUAGUACCUGUAGCAGGGGAUUUGGUCAAGGAGGGAUUGGCAUUGAGCGAGGAAGAUAGGAUGAUGAUAAUUGAAGAUUGACAGAUUGUUAUUAACAUUGCAGCUUCUGUGGAUUUCAACUCUCGUCUCGAUCAAGCAAUUGAGAUUAACAUUGACGGAGCUUUACGUAUGCAGCAGCUUGCUAAAGACUGUAAGAAUAUCGAGUGUUACACCCACAUGUCUACUUGCUAUGUCAAUUCCGACAAGAAAGGGUACAUAGAAGAGAAAAUCUAUGACGUCACCUUUGAUGUUGAGCAGCAUAUAAAUCAUCUCAAGACCUUAUCUGUAGAGGAUAUCGAAAAGCAAACCCCAGACAUUCUUGGAAAUUUCCCUAACACCUAUACAUUUACUAAAUCAAUGGGAGAGAGAUUACUCAAAAAGCACAGAGGAAGCUUGCCAAUGCUCAUUAUUAGACCCUCUAUUGUUGGAAGUAGCUACAAAGAACCUUAUCCUGGUUGGGUAGAUAACAUCUCUGCAGCAGGUGCUAUAGUCUUCUUCUGCGGCCUUGGGAUCAUUAGAGAUGGUAUUGGUAAUAUCAAUGUCGUAGGAGAUCUUAUACCAGUUGAUUACGUGGUCAAUGCAACACUUGUCGGCACUGCGUACCAAGCUAAUAAAGAUUCACUGAUUGUACACAAUUCAGGAACUUCUGGAUCAGCCAAUCCCAUACUUUGGGGAGUUUUUGUGAAAAGUAUUGAAAGAUAUUUCACCAGCUAUCCUUAUGAGCAGCAGGUUAACCCCCCUCAUGGUAGAUUCCAUCCAAACAAAAGGCAGUACGAGUUCUGGUAUUUUCUAAGAAGCAAAAUUCCAGAAAAGUUUUUUGAAGCUCUAUCCAAGAUAACAUUUAGUAAGAACAUGCAGAAAAAUGUCAGCAAACUUAAGAAGGUAAAUCAGAAGGGAAAGAUGGUGAGUUACCUUCUUGCCCAUUUUACCUGCAACGAAUGGAUCUUUGACCAGCCGAUAUUAAAGCAAUUUCAAGAAUCCCUCUCAUUUGAGGACCAAGAGCAGUUUUAUACAGAUCCCAGUGACAUUGUUUGGAAGCACUAUGUAUACCUCUACUGAUACGGAAUGCAAACUUUUGUACUCAAGCAAAGAGGAGUGCCGAUCCCAGAUCAGGACUUUGACAACUUGAUUGCUAAGAGAAGAGUCAGAACCUACUUCGAUGACAUUCUCUGGGCUACAAAUCGAGGCAAGAUUGGAGUAACCAGGAGUUAUAAAGAGGCCAUUAACACAAUUGUCAACUCGCCUUCUGUCAUUAAGGCGGUGUAUGAAUACAUCUCAACCGCUAAGUUCAAGAAUUACUCUGAAGAGGAAGCUUAUAAGAAGGCCACAGACCAAGCCAAGGAAUUUGCACAAGAAAUUUGCUCUAAAAUUGGAAAAGGAUAUGUUAAAUCAGCCGCUUGGGCAAGCCAUAAAAUCUUGAAGAGGGUUUAUGACAAGAUUAUUGUGGAUAUGAAGGACCUGAAAAAGAUCAAGGAGCUACAGGAGACGUCAAAGAACCCUAUACUACUAAUGCCUACUAGGAAAUCCUAUACCGACAUGCUCUUGAUUGGGUACAUCUUCUUUGCGAAUGAGAUGGAUCAACCUUUCUUCAGUACUCCAAUUCAAUACAUGGAGAUCAAGCUUUUGAAUAGAAUCUUCAGGCACUGUGGAAGCUUCUAUGUCAGAGAAGAUGAGCAAAACAUUCUGUACAAAGCAAUCUUGAGGGAGUACUUCUCCUUGCUCAUGUCUGAUAAGAAGACUAUUUCUGUUUCCAUGGAAGAGACCAGAGAGAAAUCAGGAAUGCAGGUGAAGGCCAAUAUUAAUGUUCUGGAGUCAGUUCUGAGCUCGUUUUUCGAAGGCAAGACUCGAGAUAUUGACAUCAUUCCUAUGACAAUCAACUAUGAUCGAAUCUUGGAAGGGGAAACAUUCCCAUAUGAGUUGGUUGGAGAACAAAAGGUCAAGGAAUCCCUCUCUAGAUUCGUAGCCUCAGCCAGGUAUAUUGGAACUCCUUUUGGCAAAGCAUGUGUGAACUUUGGUUCAAAAAUUUCUUUAAAAGAAUAUGUUGAAAAUAUGGGGAUUCAGCAGCACCAAGUUAUUAAUCUCUCAGAUAUUGAACAAAAUGAGGUUAUCAAGAGCCUGACAAGGACUAUCCACGAGUGUAAUUCUGAGUUAUCAGUGAUCAUGUCAACAGCUCCAUUAGCAUCAGUGCUCCUGCAGAACAGAAAGGGUAUCUCCCAAGAAAAUCUAAGCAAGUCUCUUGAGUACGUUUAUGAAGAAUUAAGCGCUCGGAAUGCAGUAUUUGCUGAGAAAUCUACUCUGAAUGGAGACCUCUCAUCGUCUAUGACCUUGCUAGGAGAGUUUGUCAAGAAGAAGAGAGAUGUUUUUGAGCCGAUGGUAUCUCCAAAAGUUGACUACAAAAACAUUCUCAUGCUUGCGUACUAUAAAAACUCGCUAGUUCAUAUUUUCUUGAAGGAGAUGAUUAUUGGAGUCUCUUUCCUUGGCUUCGGCAAGGACACCAUCAAAUUAUCAGGCGUCUCUAAGGAGAGAGUUUGGAACAAAGUGCAGUUCUUAUCUAAGAUGCUCGAUGGUGUCUUCGUUCAGGAUUCCAUAAAAAUUACGGAUUACGACGAUUUUGAGAAAACCCUAAAACUUAUGGAGGAACGAAAGAUUUUGUACUUAGAAGAUGAUUUGAUGAAGUAUGAGACUCCUCAUAAUGGCCAGAACGGGCUUCUGUUCCUGUGCAGUCUCAUAUGGCCAUUUAUUGAUACUUUCUGGCUAACAAUGGUGUAUAUUUACACGCUCUUCCCAGAGAACCACGUCACUAAAGAAAAAGUCUUGAGUAAAAUCCAGUGGUUUGCAGAGAGCUUAUAUGAGGACAACAUCGUGCUGCACUAUGAGAGCUGUUCGUUCGAUAUCAUUACCAAAGCUCUAGAAUACUUUAAAUCCAAAGGAAUCAUCAUCAUCGAAGAAAGAGAGGGUGAGGGCCUGUGCUACUGUUUGGACCCAGUCUAUAGGGUUGAUGAGGAGUCUCUCCAGAACAUAUUUGAGGAGAUAACUUUCUACAAGAAAUUAUCCCUGAUAAAAUUCACUAAUUUGAAGACUGACAUCCAGAAGACGAUGCUUGGAGAUUUCCCCAUGAUGUCUAAUAUUUAAUUGAUUUUGGGUAAAUGCCAGCUCA
Molecule: messenger RNA, 3540 nt
Organism: Moneuplotes crassus
Lineage: Eukaryota; Ciliophora; Spirotrichea; Euplotida; Euplotidae
Source: the annotation of a GenBank genome assembly